AUGGCCUCAUUCAAAAGUCCCGCGCUGGCCAGCUUCGCGUCCCUGACCGCCGCCCUCUCCAAAAUCCCCUCACAAAACCGAGAUGCUCUCCAAGAGCUCUCAGGAGAAGCCUCCGCCCUCAUCACCGCCUCUGAUGCCCUUCACGUUUACGAGAUCGGAGGAGAGCCAGACGACCUUGUCUUGCUCACGGUCCAAAUCGAGUGGCUGAAGAAACAUCCUCGGGAAGAUCAUAGGGGCACUAAGGUCCCAGCGGGUGCUAUCUUCCUGGCAUCAAACCGAAAUCGAUCCUUCGGCCGCGUCGUUGAGCAACUCGAGCACCUUACCAGCGAAAGUCCUCAACGCCAUCUCGCCGGCCACGUCGCACUCUUCGGCCCCUUCGCCGUCGUCCGCACCGCCGACUCCACCGCCCAAACCCCCAAUCUCUCCGCCCUCCAAACCGCCACAAAAAACAUCACCACCACCCUUUCCCAACUCUCUAAGCUCACCCACACCGCAAAAUACGUCUGGCACCACGGGCCCUACCUCCGCUCCCUCACCCACUUCAUCGCCAACACCACCCCCGCCAUCCGUAACGCCCUCCUCGCCCUCACCGUCUGCGCCGCCAUCACCUCCCUCGACGCCCACGCUCCCAACACCCCCGCCGACUGGCGCACCCUCGAAACCUACGCCCGCCGCCUCCGCCUGCCCAUCAUCCUCAUCUCUCCGGAUACCAUCCCCCUGCAGUACACCUACCUCAACCAUUUGCUCAAGAACUUCGGCGAGCUCGUCCCCGCCCUCUUCCCCGCGUCCGUGUAUACCGAGAACGUCAACCACCACCUCGACCUCGCCCACGUCCUCGUCUACCGCGUCGCCGCGGCCGCCGCGCACCGCCACUCACGCGCCGUCGCCAGCAAAGUCGCCGCCGCGCUCCCCGCGCACCACGCAGGCGUGUGGCCGAAGGCGUGUAUCCGCCCGGAAGCCUACCCGCCGGAGCGGUGUCGCAUGAAGCGCGCGCUGGCCGCCAUGAAGCCGCUCGCGUGGUACACGGACAUGGGCAUGAUGCCGCUGGGGUCCGCGCAGGGCAGCACGGCCGCGCUCGCACGCGUACUGCUGGGUCCAGGCCGCCCGACGGACGACGCGACGCUGUGCGUGCCGGUCGAGAUCGCGGCGCGGGGCGGCCGCGCGUUUAGGAUCUCCAGCGCGGGGACGUUCUGCGUGUAUACGCUGAAUCGGAUUGGUGAUGGGGGGAAGGGGGGUGGGGUUCCUGAGGCACUGUAUCACGCGCUCGUGACGAAGGCGGUGCUGGGGGGCGUGGAGGGGUUUGUGAAGGAGUUUUAUGAGAGGGGGAAGAACGAGUGGGGGUAUCAGCGCGAGGGGCUCGGCCAGGUGCCGGACGGGGUGGCGGUGAUGUGGGGAGAGGUGUAUCAGGGGCUGAUUCAGCAGUUGAGGGGGCUGGCGCAGGGGGAGGCGGGGCAGGAGUGGGCGGAGGAGGAGCGGCGGGAUGUGCAGAGUGUGGUCAAGGCGCUGGGGACGGGGAGUUUUACGACGGCGGUCGUGGGGGUGUUGAGGAAGAGGGAGAGGAGGGGGAAGGGGAAUGGGUGUUGGAUUAGUGGGUAG
This is a messenger RNA of Mytilinidion resinicola, 1596 nucleotides long. RefSeq lists its product as uncharacterized. The record is from RefSeq and is a predicted model, not a curated record. Lineage: Eukaryota; Fungi; Ascomycota; Dothideomycetes; Mytilinidiales; Mytilinidiaceae. Bases 1 to 1596 code for a protein of 531 amino acids. The transcript has a single exon.